UUUUUGAAUGCGCCUAACGUUAAUUGUCCAAUUUUGUCUCCCCGGCCCUGUUGGAAUGAUACUGAUAGAUGCUCAGUCGUUGGUAAAUCGAUAAAACCAAGAUUUUAAGAGCUAUCAUACUAAGUUGGUUUAAUGCAUACAACAUGGCCACCACUGGGCGUCUGCGGUCCAUGGUAGAAGACGUCAAAGUCAAAGGGGAGCAUUUCCAGUCAAUCCUUCAGCACUACUCGGCUGAACUCAUUGCCAUAUCUAUUGCGACAGAGUCAAUAGAAAAUGUUUUGGAGGCUAAGAACUCGGAAAUAUGUCACCUCCAGGACACCCUGCGUGGAAAAAACAAGGCUUUGGCAGCAUUGAAGCAACAGCAGAAAAUGACAGAACUUAUGUUCAUCGACGAAAAAAUUGAUUUGAGAGCAAAGUUUGUUGAAGAGCAAAGGGGUUUACAGGCACAAUUGUCUGCUGCACAGAUGGAGAAUCAGAACCUUAAGAGUGAAUUGUCUGCUGCACUCGCGGUCGUAAAUGCCCAGGACAGAACCCUUGGGACAGUCUUGCACGUUGUGAAAAGGGAAGAUGUGCCGGAGGAUGGUAAGCAAAUUUCGCAGUGUUCCAUUGUCCAAUCAUCACCACCUCCAGCCACCCAAAGCUGUAACACUUUGCCUGAAUUCGUUGUGUUGAAUGAAGAAGCCGGACAGAGACUUUCGGCCAUGAAAAAAGAGCUGGGAAGUUCUGUUAGUCAUCUGCAGAUGACAUCUGAAGAUCUAAGUUCAGACCAUCCUGGAUGUAGCUCUGCUGCAUUGACAUCUGAGGAGAAAGUUGUCCUUACUGACCCAAGCAAUAACAUCUCGCGUAAUGAUGUUACCAACACCUCAGCUGUUGCACUGCCAAAUACAAUGACUGGCUCUUCUGAUGCAAGUGACCCAGCCCUUCGAAACCAGCCUGUGAUGAAAACUGUGCCUGGCAUGCCUGUUGUGAUCCUACCUGUACCCUUACCAGUAAAUGAUGAGACAACCCAGCCACCUACUCAGUCACAUGCGAUAUCGAACAUGUCCGAAAUGGCCGUGCCUCAUAAAAGUAAUCUCAGAAAUGUUUUCAGAACUCUGAUUUCGGAAUUAAAUUCUUCAACCUCGGAAGAUUUUGGCUUUGACCCUGAAUCCAGUACUGAUGGAGGCAGUGAAAUCUCGAGCACACAACCUCAGACAAACAAAUCAACGACAAGGCUGAGUUAUGAUCUAAAGACUUGUUCAGUUGUCCUGGAACGAUGUGAAAUCGAUCCCUCUUGCGAUGUGCAAUCAUUGAACGCCGACAGUCAUUCCAAUCAACCAGUUCCAGUUGUGUCAAGUGAAGAACAAGUUGGUUCGCAUGAUGAGGUCAUUGAUCCUAGUGAGUUUUCGAGUAGUGAUCAUCGUGAGGGAGGGACAGAGGAUUUGGUAAAUUCGGACACGGCUUACGGACCAGAAUUUGAUGAUUCAGAUCAAUCUGACCCUUCUUGGCUGUCCCCUCCAACUCGCAACCCUGUACUAUCGCAUGGAUGUGAACCUGCUAGAAAGACACAGCGACAAGGCCUAUCAAAGCGAGCUCUUUCUGAGAGUCCAUCGAAGAGACCAUCAGUGAGCAAGAGAGCUCCCUCUGCUGCAGCUGGCUCGGCCGCCCAAGCCGAGAGGCAAAAGGAACUUGAUGGAUCUUUCAGUUAUCAAAUUGAGCAGGAAGAUCGUCCCAGUGGGGUAAUAAGAGAUGAUGGUACCAUAAACUUAGGAAGAGAGUCCAAUCGCAGCACCUAUGAUUGUCAAAGAUGUGGAAAGAACUUUUUACGGAGAGAUCAUUUCACUGUACACAUGUUAACCCGCUGUGGCUGGUUUGAGAAAAAAUUUGCAGGACAGAAUGUCAAAACCAAUACGUGUGAAAAACCUUUCGAAUGUACAGUCUGUAUGAAGCCUUUCCCAUGCAUGUUGAAGUUAAUUGAACACAUUAAAAUUCACACUGAUGAAGCUUUCAGAUGUCAACACUGUAACAAGGCUUUUCCGCGCAAGUACCAAUUGAUAAAUCAUGUUAAAACUCAUAUGCCUACCAGGGAAAAACAACAUACAUGCCAAAGGUGUGUGAAGUCUUUCUGUACAAAGGCCAGCUUGAUGGCGCAUCUUCGAAUCCACACUGGUGAAAAACCUCAUCAAUGUCCACACUGUGAGAAGGCCUUCUUUCAGGUAGGUAACUUGAGAGGGCAUGUUAGAAGAAUUCACACAGGUAUAAAGUCUUUCACGUGUACUUUGUGCAAGAAGGGAUUUUCCCAUGAGCGUGAUCUGAAGAGACAUGUAUUUGGAGUACACCGGGUGGAAAACCUUAUAAAUGUUCACACUGUAAGAGAGAAUUAUCUGACAAAGGCAGCGUAUUGAAACAUAUCAAAGACCACACUCUUAAAAUAUAUUACGCAUGUCAACACUGUAAGAUGGUUAUCUCCGACAAAAGGAGUGUUGUUAAACAUGGAAGAAUCCACUCUUGUGAAAACCUUAUUAAUGUUGACACUGUAUGAAGGCUUUCUCACAGUGAUGUAACCUGUUAGGACUCCAUCAGCAGAGAGAAAUCAAAUUCAAGUAAUAUUGGUGCGAGAGAGCAUUUACAAACGAGGGAGAGUUGAUAAGGGGUGUUCCAAUCCACAUUGUUAUAGAUCCUUACAAUAGGCCGCAUUGUAGGAAAGCCUUCUUUUUCAAAGGCCACGGGACAGAUGGUGAGAUCUAUCCAGGUAGUUUAAUCCCAUAGGAAUGUCCUCCCAGCUGGCCAGUGGCUAAUCUGUUAAUUAUCUGAUGAGCAAGCUAUUGAUGGUUUGUCUUUAUAUGUUCAACUGACUUUUAUUUCAGGACAUACAUUCCCCCAGGUAGAGAAAGGGUGGGGAAUUUGCUUGACUCUGUAUGAAUUUACGCUUUUGUUGCUGAAUUAGGUAUAAUAUUCUUUUUAAUAUUAUUAGUAUAUUAAUAUUAUUUCAAUCUAGAUUUUUUUAAACUUGUAGAUGUCAAGAUUGAAUUUUGGUCAAUGAUGCCUAUGGGCUUUAAAAAAACCCUUUCACGAUUGUAUUAACUGAGACACUGAGAAGGAUCUUUGACGAGCACGGCUCGACCAAUUUGUCAGUUGCCCAAUAUCUUAAUCAAAUAACAUUAAUGUCCUGGACCAAAUUAACUGUGUUUUUAUGACAAAGUUCGACUCAAACAUGUCAAAGCGACAAUAAAUGUAGUUGGCUCUAUUUUAGCAAGUUUUCGUUGGUGUUAUUGAAUCAAGUCCAUAGUCUUGGAGUGUGUCUGCCUGGGUUGGAAAGAAUGCCUUUUUUUCGACAAUUUAUGCCAGACUGGGCAUUAUCAUCGAAUAUGGAGUACAGUGCAUCAUUAUCAGAAGUGACAAUACUGGGCGUGGGUCUACUAGUCUUUGAUGUAUGCACUGAUAAGAAUUAA
Lineus longissimus is the source of this 3431-nucleotide messenger RNA. RefSeq names its product zinc finger protein 408-like. NCBI's taxonomy places the organism in Eukaryota, Metazoa, Nemertea, Pilidiophora, Heteronemertea, Lineidae. Bases 144 to 2384 code for a protein of 746 amino acids. The record is from RefSeq and is a predicted model, not a curated record. The transcript is spliced from 4 exons.